Molecule: messenger RNA, 1215 nt
Organism: Fibroporia radiculosa
Lineage: Eukaryota; Fungi; Basidiomycota; Agaricomycetes; Polyporales; Fibroporiaceae
Exons: 4
Coding region: 1-1215 (404 amino acids)
Molecular function (GO): protein binding
Source: RefSeq, a predicted model, not a curated record
AUGGCAGGACUUCCGGCCGAAGUCUGCAGCCAAAUUGCUCGUUACACAGCGCAAGCAGACUUGGUUUCAUUAUGUCGCGUCUGUAGAGCUCUACAACGCCCCGCUGAAAGCGAGCUUUACGAAAAUCUCGUCUUACGCGACGCCCUAGUAGCAUACCAGGCAUAUCUAGCCCUCGUCGCCAACAACGGCAUCCGCGGCACAUACGUGCGGCGCUUUUGGUUUCUACAAGACGUUCGGCGCCGUAGCAUUGGCUUUCUGCGCUCUUCAAAGUUCUGGGAGGCCCUCCAAGCCGCGCUCAUCACCACAGUUAACCUGGAAUAUCUGUACAUUCUCGAUCCGUCUGCGCGUAAUGCGUGGAUCCUGGACUCUCCCGAUUUUAAAUUUCAAUUGCUUGAAGCCAACCUCCACAUGGCCUGGGACACACAUAUGGUGGCGUUUCUCCAGGGUCAACGCAAGCUACGCUUUUUGCAUGUCAAGGAUUCGCUUGACGAGGGGCCGCUUUGCGCCCUUGGUCCCGAUAGCCUGCAGUCACUGGCGCAGUUCAGUGGGCCUGUGUUGGUUUUGGCUGAGCUCCUUGCAUGCCCGCUCACACACGUGCAGAUCGCUUUAGAGGAAGAGACCACCGCGGCAUUAUUGCCCACGGUAGUUUCGGACCUGGGCAGGGUCAUGAAAAAUCUCCGCAGCCUAAACGUGCUAUACUGGCCCGAAGUCAUCCUCAUCGAGACCCUAGAACUCAUCUCAGUAUCCGUGUUCGGACCUUCGCUACGGUACCUCGGGACCAUCUCGUAUCCAAUGAUGGAUCGCCACGAUAUACACCGGUGCCUGGUACCCAUGCGCAAUCUUGAGAUAAUCGACUUAGAUUUGACUGCAUGGAUGCCCCCUCCGAUAGACAUCUUCCAGCGCAUGCUCGCCACGGAACUUCGUACAUUCUGCCCUUCCUUGAACUAUAUUUUGUUCUGGAUGAAGAGUGGGUGGCGCAGUCCGCUAGCCGUUCUGGAGAGCAUCUGUGGCGCAACGUUUGAGGUGUUGUCGCUAGUAGUCGUUCCAACGCGGUUGCAGCGCAUUACGGUGCCACGGAGCAGUUGUGGAUGGAAAAACGGAGCAUCUGGACCAAUUCUAGUAAAGUGUGGCGGUGGUUAUAAGCCGGUUGGUGUGAUGGGCGGCGCCGUCUUCUGGCGGCUCAUCGUGUGGGCGUUCUUUCUUGCAGAUAUGUAG